This is a messenger RNA of Zerene cesonia (dogface butterfly), 1962 nucleotides long. RefSeq names its product microtubule-associated protein Jupiter (gene Jupiter). The record is from RefSeq and is a predicted model, not a curated record. The coding region runs from base 125 to 610 and encodes 161 amino acids. The transcript has 4 exons. Lineage: Eukaryota; Metazoa; Arthropoda; Insecta; Lepidoptera; Pieridae.
AGCAAGGGUACUGGCCGCGCGCGCUCAGUCAGCUGACGAACAGCGUAGCUAUUACACGUCUGUGAAUCGACGUCGUGCAGUGACCGCAAUCAGUGUUACAUCCCUCGUGUUUAAUAAAACUACAAUGGCAACUUACGCUCAGUUCAAGCACGUCGAACUCUACAAGAUCGGUCAUGGAAAAAAUAGAGUUCCAAAUGCACCGAAGAGUUGCAUCGCCGAGAUCUUCAACGCCGAUGUGACGGAUGGAGGGAGUCCCAUCAAGAACGGUUCGUCCAAACCGCGCAAUGUCAAGGACACACCGACACGCCCACGGGACACCCACUCCAGACUAUUCGGUCAGGGUGCAUCAUCGUCAGUAACGCCUAUGAUAACGGACACCAUCCGCAGUCACAUACAAUUCGGUGACGCGGCGAACGGCGGCAGCCCCUCACACUCGCCCAAGCUGAACGGGAGCGCCAUGUCCACGCCCAGCAGAGAAGGCAACCCGAUCACCGGUGACGGCUAUAAAUCAAUGAACGGCCAAAUUAACAUGGUGACAUCGAUAAACGGCCACAGCAGCAUUCUUCAUAACCGCGUUCCACCCGGCGGCUACUCGUCAGGGCUCUGGUAGACUACCCAAGAUCACAACACCGGUCACCGCAGCGGCCAAAUAACACUUAUUUACCGCCGUCUCGUUUAAAAAACAAAAACUAUGUACUCGAAUUUUGAAUUUCGAAUCACAUUGGAUUGGCGCUAUUUUUUGACAGGCGAAUGUAUUGUCUAUGUGCGUAAUACCUAGGUAUUGUUAUCAUAAAUUAUCGUGUAAUUUACCAUAUUUAAAAUUGUAAAUUUAUUAACAAUGUAUUUUGCCCAGCACAUUAAAUUUUAGAUCCCUUUAGUUUACUAUAAUUGUAAUACAGUUGUACCUGUAGCGCCAAUCUUUUAUGAUUUUAAUACUAAAUCUAAAGCUAAUAUAAGCAUUCUCGUGCAAACAUUCGCAUUUAUUCCAUUCAAAUCGAAUCAUUAACCAUUUAUAUUUUUAAUCUACUAAAUUUAAGUAGUAUCGGAUUAAUUUAUAUAACGUGCACACAUUAAAAUUACGUCCAUUUUAACAGAAAGGGUAUAUGUUCAUAAAAUCCUUAGCCUGUCCCAGUUACACUUUUUUUCAUUAAUUUAGACAUAGAUGAUAGAUAUUUUUGUAAUAGUAAUAAUAUUCGGUUAGAUAUAGAAUCCUUGUUGAAAAUAUAGAUUUAUAAAUUUAACGGAUUGCACGUAAUUCCGAUGUAUGCCUAAGUUUGUUUCCGUUACUCUUAUAAACUCUAUAUAACUCAACUCUUAUCAUAAGGAAAGGAAAAUUGUAAUCUUAACACAUAUAAGCGCAUGUUUACGCAUCGAUGGAUUGAUUGAAUUAGGAGUGAGGAUGUAUCAGCAUUAUACCAAAACGAUUAGUGCCUUGAUUGGUGAUGAAUUGAAAAUUCUAGGAAAAAUCAGUGUUUGUUAGAAGCGUGAAACGGAAACAGUGAUUAUAUAUCUAUAUUUCACGGUAUAGAAAUAGUAAUCAUGCGGCACACAGGCUAAUUGAUAAUAUUAAAAUAACGUAAAUUAUAUUAAUGUUCGACACUAUUUAAGUAACUAUCCUUUAAUCUCGUUUGUUGAAUUUCAUUAUCAUAAUUUAAAUAGAGGAUUUUAUAGAUUGCAUUUAUUUUGUCUGUUUAUACAUUUUUUUAGUUUAUUUUCUACUCGGUUAGUAUUAAAAUGUAUUUGAAUUUUGGUCGAUUAUCUGUUAACAAGGAGGACCAUAGUCGUAGUGUUUGUGUGUAGUAUGACGUUUGAUGCGUUUAUAACAAUAUCGUUUAGACUUAGCGGUAGGCAUAUCAUCUAUGUAAUAGUUUCUAACUUAAUUGCUGACGCACUGGCCUAACGUUAACUUAAUUGUUAAUAGAUAAUAACCAUUACUUCAAAAUAAAGUUUUUUUUUUAAAUA